AUGUGGACCCUAGUGAUCUGGGUGGCCUUGGCGGCAGGGCUGGUGGCUGGAACACAGUGCCCAGAUGGUCAGUUCUGUCCCGUGGCCUGCUGCCUGGACCCAGGAGGAGCCAGCUACAGUUGCUGCAACCCCAUUCUGGACAGUUGGCCCACUCUGACCACAACACGGAGCAGGCGCCUGGGCACAUCCUGCCAGACCGAUGCCCACUGUUCUGCUGGGUUUUCCUGCCUCCUCACUGUCUCGGGAACCUCCCGCUGCUGCCCGUUGCCAGAGGCCGUGUCUUGCGGGGAUGGACACCACUGCUGUCCCCAAGGCUUCCAUUGCAAUGCCAACGGGCAGUCUUGCUUCCGCAGAGCAGAUACCAAUCCUCUGGGUGCUAUCCAGUGCCCCAAUAGCCAGUUUGAAUGUCCCAACUCCUCUACAUGCUGCAUUAUGCCUGAUGGCUCUUGGGGUUGCUGCCCUAUGCCCCAGGCCUCUUGCUGUGAAGACAACGUACACUGUUGCCCCCAUGGUACCACCUGUGACCUGGCUCAGGGCCACUGCCUCACACCCAUGGGUACUUAUCCCCUGGCGAAGAAGACCCCUGCACAAAGGACUAAUAGAGCAGUGGGUUUUCCCACCGCUGUCAUGUGCCCAGAUGCACGGUCCCAGUGCCCUGACGGUUCUACCUGCUGCGAGCUUCCCAGUGGGAAGUAUGGCUGCUGCCCAAUGCCCAAUGCUAUAUGCUGUGCUGACCACCUGCACUGCUGCCCCCAAGACACUGUGUGUGACCUGAUCCAGAGUAAGUGCCUAUCCAAGGAGAACUCUACAGACCUCCUCACCAAGCUGCCGGCCCAAACAGUGCAAGAGGUGAAGUGUGACACGGAAGUGAGCUGCCCAGAUGGCUACACCUGCUGCCGCCUGUCUACGGGCAGCUGGGGCUGCUGCCCUUUUGCCCAGGCUGUGUGCUGUGAGGACCAUGUGCACUGCUGCCCGGCAGGCUUUAAAUGUGACACAGAGAAGGAGAUCUGUGAGCAGGGGGACCGCCACGUGCCCUGGAUGAAGAAGGCUCCAGCCUACUUCAGCCUGCCAGACCCCCAACCUAUCAGGAAUGAUGUCCCCUGUGACAACAUCACCAGCUGUCCGCCUUUCAAUACCUGCUGCCGACUCACGUCUGGGGAGUGGGGCUGCUGUCCAGCUCCAGAGGCUGUCUGCUGCUCGGACCACCAGCACUGCUGCCCUCAUGACUACACAUGCACAGGCGAGGGGCAGUGUCAGAAGGGGGAUAAAGUAGUGGUUGCACUGAAGAAGAUGCCUGCUCGCCAGGUCUCCCUGCCCCUCGCCAGAGACGCCACCUGUGACAAGCACACCAGCUGCCCGGUGGGCCAGACCUGCUGCCCAAGCCUGAGCGGGGGUUGGGCCUGCUGCCAGUUGCCCCACGCCGUGUGCUGUGAGGAUCGACAGCACUGCUGCCCAGCUGGGUACACCUGUGACGUGAAGGCCCGUACCUGUGAGAAGGUGACCCCUGCCCAGCCCACCACCCACCUGGCCAACGGCCCUCACGUGGACAUGGGGGACGUGGCAUGUGGGAAGAGCCGCUUCUGCCAUGAUAACCAGACCUGCUGCCCUGACAGCCGUGGGGGCUGGGCCUGCUGUCCCUACCGCCAGGGCGUCUGUUGUUCAGAUAAGCGGCACUGCUGUCCCGCUGGCUUCCGCUGCGGAGCCAAGGGCACCAAGUGUUUGCGCAAAAAGUUUGCGCCCUGGGACAUCCCUGUGAGGGGCCCAGCCCAGAGACAGCUGCUAUGA
Molecule: messenger RNA, 1785 nt
Organism: Orycteropus afer afer
Lineage: Eukaryota; Metazoa; Chordata; Mammalia; Tubulidentata; Orycteropodidae
Gene: GRN
Product: granulin precursor
Exons: 12
Coding region: 1-1785 (594 amino acids)
Biological process (GO): regulation of inflammatory response
Cellular component (GO): extracellular region
Source: RefSeq, a predicted model, not a curated record